AUGGCUUCAAGGGCUAGGACAAGGCUCACUCCCUUUAUGGCGCGAAUCAGGGACUUUUUUUUGAUGCGUAAAUACAAUAAUGCUCAACGUUAUGAGGACCUUUCAUCUAAGCGUACACAACCUCCUCCAAAUCUGCCUCCGGGUGUCACACACAAAAUGUCUGGAAAUUACUACUAUACUCGGGACGUUCGUCGCGAAUGCAGUCCACCUACGGAAAUUUUUAGUGCUGGACCGAGACAAAUUGCGGGAGGGGAGAGCCAAGCUCCUACCCGUCCACUCAUCACCGACUUCACUCCUGGUUUCAAGCACAACUGGGAUGCAGAGAUCAAACGCUAG
Molecule: messenger RNA, 336 nt
Organism: Echinococcus granulosus
Lineage: Eukaryota; Metazoa; Platyhelminthes; Cestoda; Cyclophyllidea; Taeniidae
Product: NADH dehydrogenase [ubiquinone] 1 alpha subcomplex subunit
Exons: 3
Coding region: 1-336 (111 amino acids)
Biological process (GO): ATP synthesis coupled electron transport; mitochondrial electron transport, NADH to ubiquinone
Cellular component (GO): mitochondrial inner membrane
Source: RefSeq, a predicted model, not a curated record